AUGCGGACAGCAGUUACCGUUCUUGUCGCCGUGCUGGCAGCUCUUCUAAGUCCUGCAGUAAAAGGUGCAUCACACAUUGCUAUCGGCAAACCUGCCUCUCAAAGCAGCAACUAUGAGAAAGACAAAUGGUUCGCUCCAGUUGGAGUUGAUGGGACUGCCGGGACACAAUCAAUUAGAUCGGAUACGUGUUUUCACACCUUAAAGAACUACCAACCGUGGUGGAGGGUGGACCUUCAGGCAGACUUUACCAUCAACACUGUUGUUUUGUAUAACAGGCUGGAUUGCUGUACUAGCCGGGCAAGGAAUAUUAGACUAACAAUCGGUAGAACCAUGCAGUCUAUGAACGAGGCGGGAUAUCUAGAUGGCGGUUUUGGGAGCACUCACACAUUCACCGUUGACCCGCCAAUGGUAGGACGCUACUUGCAACUGCAGCUGAUUGGGAUUUCGGAGAUGUUCCAUUUGUGCGAAGUAGAAGUGAACCCUUAUGUCGAUGGCGGCUACAGUGACUGGGGUUCAUAUUCGGUCUGCACGGAGGACUGUGGAGGCGGCACAAAGACACGCACGAGAACUUGUACCAAUCCGCAGCCUGAGAACGGUGGCGCUGACUGCUCAGCCUUAGGAGCUGCGUCCGAAACGGCGGAUUGUAAUACUCAGGCUUGCCCAAUCGAUGGCGGCUACAGUGACUGGGGUUCAUAUUCGGUCUGCACGGAGGACUGUGGAGGCGGCACAAAGACACGCACGAGAACUUGUACCAAUCCGCAGCCUGAGAACGGUGGCGCUGACUGUUCGGCCUUAGGAGCUGCGUCCGAAACGGCGGAUUGUAAUACUCAGGCUUGCCCAAUCGAUGGCGGCUACAGUGACUGGGGUUCAUAUUCGGUCUGCACGGAGGACUGUGGAGGCGGCACAAAGACACGCACGAGAACUUGUACCAAUCCGCAGCCUGAGAACGGUGGCGCUGACUGUUCGGCCUUAGGAGCUGCGUCCGAAACGGCGGAUUGUAAUACUCAGGCUUGCCCAAUCGACGGUGCUUUUGGUAACUGGGCGAAUUGGGGUGGCUGUAGUGUCACAUGUGAGGCCGGAACUAAGACAAGGACGCGCGCCUGUGACUCACCAGAACCGCAACAUGGCGGAAAUGACUGCAGCCAGUUAGGGAAUAGCACGGCGACAACGUCCUGCACGGUGGAUACAAUGUGUCCAAUCGACGGUGGCUACAGUACCUGGGCGGAAUGGGCAGAGUGUUCCGUGACGUGUGAGACCGGAAGUAGGACACGACUACGCACCUGCACCAACCCGGAACCGCAGUAUAAUGGCGCCGACUGCUCGGGUCUUGGUGCUGGGUCCCAGACAGAAUCAUGCACCGUCGACACAAUGUGCCCGAUCGCGGGCGGUUACACCUCAUGGGCUCAAUGGAGCACGUGCGCAGUGACAUGUGGUGAAGGAACCGUCACCAGGACCCGCGAUUGCACCAAUCCAAGUCCGCAGUACAACGGCGCCAACUGUGACGUCAUAGGAAGCAGUUCUGAUACGACGACGUGUUCCGCCAACGCAUCUUGUAUAGUUGACGGAAACUGGGGUGAAUGGCAAGCUUGGUCCGACUGCCCUGUUACAUGCGGUGGUGGCACCAACUACCGUGUGCGGUACUGUGACAGCCCCGCACCUCAAAGUGGAGGCAGCAAAUGCUUUGGCGACGCCAUGAUAACUGACCAAUGUAACGAGGACUCAUGCUACGACGUUGAUUCACUCAUAAACGGCUUCACAAUGAAUACCUGUCCAACUGGAUUUUUCACGUGUCAGGCUGGUGGAAUCUCGUGUAUCGAGGAGAGCUUCCGGUGUGACUGUGAUGAGGAUUGCUGGGACGGAAGUGACGAAGACGGUUUGUGGGCUCUCUGUCGGACGGCAUGUAGGAACUCGGCUCCAGGUUUUGCAAGCUCCGUACAUGUGGCAGUCCUGACACUUGUGAUCCUGGUGGUGCGUUGGAUAUGAGGACAAGAUGCUUUCAGAUGACCCGAUUGGAACAUGUUUGAGAUGUAUGGGACCAUUCGGAACACCUCGGCCAUUUCCCAUCGAAAACAACCUCGGAUACUUGCCGGUACAUCAAUAGAAUGAAACAAACGGAAUAAAUAUUUGUAUUUUUUAACGUGAACUUAGAGUAAAAUUCAACUGAUUUAUUGAAAUCAUAACGCGAUCUACUUGCAGCGUUGUUCAAUGUGUACAAGAUUUCUGCAUGUUAACCGUCCAUAUACAUCCAUUGUUGUUUUCGAUGGAAAAAAACGAGGUGUUCCGACUGGUAUGGGACUGGAUCGUGUUUUAAAACAUUAAUAAUGCUAUAGGAAAAGCGUCUCGCGGACACGGGUCAUAUAGUAACAGAUAGGGCGUAUGUCGUUGUGUGUACUCUGCUGAUAAUAAAAAAAAUAUUUUCGCUUUUUAAGAUUAUCAUUGCACAAUUAUUUUGUGAAUGUUCACCAGUGUGUACGCCUUACAUUUACCGCUAUGAUAACUGUACACAUGUCUUAUAUACCGCUAUGAUAAUUGUACACAUGUCUUAUUUACCGCUAUGAUAAUUGUACACAUGUCUUAUAUACCGCUAUGAUAAUUGUACACAUGUCUUAUAUACCGCUAUGAUAAUUGUACACAUGUCUUAUAUACCGCUAUGAUAAUUGUACACAUGUCUUAUAUACCGCUAUGAUAAUUGUACACAUGUUUUAUUUACCGCUAUGAUAUUUGUACAAUGUCUUAUUUACUUCUCUCAAGUGUGCACAUGGCUUUUGUUUGUUGAUGUAUUAUUCAUGCCAAAGAAAGACAAAUCUAUAUCUAUAUACCCCUCGCAUAAUCUAUUGUAUGAAAA
Molecule: messenger RNA, 2845 nt
Organism: Mya arenaria
Lineage: Eukaryota; Metazoa; Mollusca; Bivalvia; Myida; Myidae
Product: coadhesin-like
Exons: 12
Coding region: 1-1983 (660 amino acids)
Molecular function (GO): protein binding
Source: RefSeq, a predicted model, not a curated record